AUGAGUAAAUGGACGCUUUUCAACCUAGUUAUCCGUGAUUUAUCGUAUCCUCCCACGGUAAUUGGUUUGUUGUUCUUGGAACAAAGUUCUAGACCUCAGUUAAAACUUGUCUUUCAUCAGGCUAGCACCACCGAAUUUCAAAAGGGAGGGAAAUUCGUGCAGCUGUCCUUACUAUGUCGUCGAAAUCCAGAAAACGGUGAUAAACGUACUGUAUGCCAACAACAGCGGAAUCUGUUCAAUUUGCGCAGCGAAGCGAAUGUCCCUUGCAUUGUCGAGCGCUUCAUAUCGGAGUUUUCGGAAAAAAAAUUAAAAAAAAUCAUUAUGUCAGCUCGUUUCAUAUUCGCCCCGUGUGCUCGCAUGAUUGGCGCCCGCGCAGCGCAGCGUGAAAACGGCAAACUAAACAGACUUGCAAACGAACCCGCCAAAUCCACUAGACAAGUCGGUUGUGGCCAGCUCCGUGCCCAACUGAAUAUGAGGAUUCUGUGUAAUAAGGUACAGUAUGGUUGGCUAGCACUCAAGCUGUUGUUCACAUUAGGCCACGUGAUAGGACAUCACACAUCUCCACAUACCUCCACAAAAAGCUGA
Messenger RNA from Opisthorchis viverrini, 585 nucleotides. RefSeq lists its product as hypothetical. Bases 1 to 585 code for a protein of 194 amino acids. The transcript has 4 exons. The record is from RefSeq and is a predicted model, not a curated record. NCBI's taxonomy places the organism in Eukaryota, Metazoa, Platyhelminthes, Trematoda, Opisthorchiida, Opisthorchiidae.